This is a messenger RNA of Argentina anserina (silverweed cinquefoil), 2805 nucleotides long. RefSeq names its product protein MICRORCHIDIA 6-like. Lineage: Eukaryota; Viridiplantae; Streptophyta; Magnoliopsida; Rosales; Rosaceae. Gene Ontology annotation, cellular component: nucleus. Bases 567 to 2588 code for a protein of 673 amino acids. The transcript has 19 exons. Gene Ontology annotation, molecular function: ATP hydrolysis activity. The record is from RefSeq and is a predicted model, not a curated record.
CUGCUAUCCUAUAUUUGGAUUUUGCAAUGGGAAUGGGCUAAUAAUGUUAUCUGUUACUUAAAAUACUAAACUGUUGCAGAAACAUGUUAGUAUGGAUCAUCAUGAGUUAUUAGGUGUCUCACAAGUAAUCUUAAACUGAAAUGUCGCCUGAUGUAGGUAGCCUCGGAGUCUGCUAAAUUAUCAGAAAGCUUAUUGUAUGAGUCUAGUUCAACAUUUCUUAAUUAGCCUAGACAGGUCUGUAUCCUGAAGUCGCCACUGUGGCCUAUCCAAUGGCUGCAGUCUGGCUUUCCAACAUGUUAUUUAAGUAUUUUAUUUAAAAAAAUGUUUAUGGUGAUUCCCUUCUAUUUUCUAAGGGCAAUAUGUUUGUAAGAAUUGUCUAUUUGGAAAGCUAAGCUUCUGCAAUUGUUGCAUAUAUAUAAUUGAAGCAGUUGAUGCACAUGACUAAAUUUACCAGGCUUGGUCAUUGUGAGACCUUUGUUCUUUAUUUUGCCAAUGUCUCAUUUUUUUUCCUCAUAUCUUGCAUGCUUAAUUAUGCUAUACCUUUUUAACCACGUACAGCCUGCAGGAUGACCUUGAUAGAUGUUGUAGACUUAUCUAGUGAUGAUGAACUUGGAGAGCUGGAUGUGAAACCUGUUAAGUUGGAGCUAGGUGUUAUUGGAAGAAAUAAUGACAAGUGUAAAGCUCAACCUGUGAAGAAUAAAUUGUCUCAAAAAAAACCUGCUAUACAAGAUUCUGAAGAAAAUAGGAGCUCAAUUGCUUUAAGUGCCGGUCACAGUAGUUCUAGUAUAUUAGACCAAGGGCAGUCUCCUGUGGAUGACACAGGCAUCUCUUCUGCAUUGCCUGUAUGUCCAGCACCACUUUGUCGACAAUUUUGGAAAGCUGGCAACUACGAUGAUGGCAUUGGUUCUAAAACCACAUUUCAAAAUGGCAAAAAUUAUCUACACAUCCACCCCAUGUUUCUUCACUCAAAUGCCACCUCACAUAAAUGGGCCUUUGGUGCGAUAGCAGAACUUCUUGACAACGCAUUUGAUGAGAUCCAAAAUGGGGCCACUUUUGUAAAUGUAGAUAAAAUCUUAAAUCCGAAGGAUGGAAGCCCAGCAUUGUUAAUUCAAGAUGAUGGUAACGGCUUGGACCCCGAAGCCAUGCGCCGCUGUAUGAGUUUUGGGUUUUCAGAUAAGAAGUCGAAAACAGCCAUCGGCCAUUAUGGUAAUGGCUUCAAGACCAGUACUAUGAGACUUGGUGCGGAUGUUAUUGUAUUCAGCCGCCACCAGGAUAAGAGGACAUUGACUCAAAGCAUUGGUCUUCUCUCGUACACAUUUUUGGCACGAACAGGACAUGAUAGAAUAGUAGUCCCGAUGGUGGAUUAUGAAUUCAACCCUACGUCUGAGACAUUAGAGAUAAUGCACGGCAGAGAACAUUUUAUGUUUAAUCUCUCCUUGCUGCUACAGUGGUCCCCAUAUUUGACCGAGGCUGAGCUACUGAAACAAUUUAAUGACAUUGGAGCUCAUGGCACAAAAGUUAUGGUUUAUAACUUGUGGUGUAACGACGAUGGGAGUCCAGAGCUGGACUUUGAUACAGAUCCUGAGGAUAUUCGUAUUAGCGGGGAUACAAGAAAAGUUAGUGCCAGACCCGAUUGGAAAGAAGUAAAUGAACGGCACAUUGCUAACCGUUUCCAUCAUUCUCUCCGUGUUUACUUGUCUAUCUUGUACUUGCGGAUACCAGCAACCUUUCAAAUAUUUCUGCGCGGGCGAGUUGUUGAGCAUCAUAACAUUGCCGAUGAUCUAAAGUUUCAAGAAUAUAUCUUAUAUAGACCUCAAACUGGGGGUACUGUGGAGGGUCAAGUUAUUACAACUAUUGGAUUUCUAAAUGAUGCUCCGUAUGUCAGUUACCACGGCUUCAAUGUGUAUCAUAAGAAUCGUUUGAUACUGCCGUAUUGGCAAGUUGUGAGCUAUUUGGACAGUAGGGGUCGUGGUGUUGUUGGUGUUUUGGAAGCAAAUUUUAUUGAGCCAAGUCAUAACAAACAAGAUUUUGAGAGAACAUCUCUUUUUCAGAAAUUGGAAGUCCGUUUGAAGGAAAUGACGUGGGAAUACUGGGAUUAUCACUGUGGACUAAUUGGGUAUCAGGUAAAGAAAAAGCUUAAACCACAAAACGGCAUGAAUCAAUCUUUCACAUCAGGCCAAACAUCCAGUGCUCUUGGUAGUAAAAAUGCUGUACUUGGAAAAUCCGGGCCAUCAAUUCCAAGCAGCUUAAGGAAAUCUGUACAAGGAACGGUGAAGAGGAAAGAACGCGAUGAUGUUCAGCCAGUUGAAAAUAUGAAAGGGGCGAAGAUGAUUAAUACUGGGAAGAGUCCGUCUGUACAGCAGUUGAAUCACACUGGAAAUCAGCUGAAAGAUCAAGAGGCUAAAAAUCUGAUGCAAGAGAAUAACAAACUCCAGGCUAAAUGCUUGGAAUACGAAAAGAGAGAGGAGGAAUUAAAUCUCAAGGUGGCACAGCUUAAGAAGGAAAUGAAAGAAGUUGAUGAUGAAUACUCUACAAUGUUGGCCGAAUUAGAAGCCCUGGGGGAUGUGAAGGAAGAAAAGGGUACAUAAAUGAUGUAGAUACUGUUGUAUCUCUAAUUCUUUCAUUUGUAAAACUUUGUUGUAUCAAAUGAGUGUAGCAUUCAGUUUUCAAUCUCUAGGAUGGUUGACGUAGGAGAAAAAGUGCUAGUGUAUGAUGGGAGAGGUCCGGGAAAAAAGUGACGAGGUAAAAUGGUGUACAGUUAGGAAUCAGCACUCAAAUCCUCAUCUGGUGUUAAAAAUUUGUUGC